GAUGGCGGAUAGUUAUACUGGUGUAGCUACCAUGUAUUUGGCAAUGCCUAUGUCGGCGCAGAAUAUUCCAGUUUUGGGAUCGUGCGUUGUAGAAGAUCGAAAAGUACAAUUGAAAUUUCCUAUUAGCGGCGUUAGUUUCGAUUUACCGGAAACACCUAAAGAGGGUACAGGAGAGUUGGAGUUUAAAAUGGCCGGUUCUCAACAGAGUGAAAUGCUGUUGAAAAUUAAAUGGAAUGCUGGAUUGAAAGCGUUCCUGGGAAGUUGUUCUCAGAACGGAAAGCCACAAUUCAAUUUCAUAUUCUCGAGACCUGAUAGUUCUAUCCAGUUGAUAAAGGAUCACCUGUAA
Molecule: messenger RNA, 346 nt
Organism: Dimorphilus gyrociliatus
Lineage: Eukaryota; Metazoa; Annelida; Polychaeta; Dinophilidae
Source: the annotation of a GenBank genome assembly